CUACUACAGCCGUCGGGUCUCGAUUAUUAUUCAUCAACUUCCACCUCAUCAUUAUCAGGUUGGUGCUUACACUCGACCACAACGGGGCAUUCGACGUUCUCUUCUCUGACCGUUCUAGGACGUGCAAUUUCCCCGACAUUUUCUUCCUUACCGCUGACCUGCAUCUAUCCCUUCUCUCCCUUGCCGCAUCUCCUAGUCUCCUUCCUUCCCUUCCCCGUCUCCGCCCGGUUUCAAUCGGUCGCCUGGCCUUUGUGGUGGAGUCAAGGUAGCACUACGAUAACCUUCUCAGUCGCCAAAUUGUCGAGUGCGCGUUUGCUCAGCAGGCUUGCUGGGUGAUACGAUAGUGACCUGCGAAAAUGGCGCAAUAUUUCUUCGAUCUCCUGUACAACUUCACCGAUUGCAUGUGCUGCUUUCCUAGCACGCCGCAACUCAAGAUCAACAACCGCAGCUUCAAAUUACUCCGUCUUCUGGGUGAAGGUGGUUUCUCCUACGUGUACCUGGUCCAAGACAAAGCAACGUCGGAGCUGUUUGCGCUGAAGAAGAUCCGAUGCCCCUUUGGCCAGGAAUCUGUUUCCCAGGCUCUGAAAGAAGUCGAAGCCUACAACCUAUUCGCUUCACAGCCCAAUAUCAUCCAUUCGAUUGAUCACUCCGUUUCCACGGAGUCAGGUUCGAAGUUCCGUUCGGAUGGCGGAGAGCCCGGAUCUAAGACUGUCUAUAUCCUACUGCCUUACUAUCAACGGGGUAAUUUACAGGAUGCUAUCAAUGCCAACCUAGUCAAUCAUACUCAAUUUCCGGAGAAGCGACUGAUGGUGUUGAUGCUUGGCGUCGCCAAAGCGCUCCGAGCCAUGCAUCAGUAUCGUGUUAAGAGCGGUGCCGGGCCGACUCGCAAGGCGAAAGCUGUAAGAAGGGAGGGCGAAGAGGCCGAUGCAGCCAUGCGCAUGGGGAAGCCGAAGCGCCGAGCAACUCAGCCGGCCGAUGAUGAGGACUCCGAAAACGAGCCAUUGAUGGAUGACGAGGUCACGAGGAGUCAGGAAGGGGUUCAGGACGGCGGUCUGCGCCCAUACGCGCAUAGAGAUAUCAAGCCUGGCAACAUCAUGAUCGACGACGAUGGACAAUCACCAGUGCUGAUGGAUCUCGGCUCCCUCGCACCCAGCCCCAUCGCUAUCACUUCACGUUCACUUGCGUUAGCAGUACAGGAUACAGCCGCGGAACAUAGCACUAUGCCAUAUCGAGCGCCGGAACUUUUCGACGUAAAGACCGGCUCCAUCAUCGACACCAAAGUUGAUAUCUGGUCACUAGGAUGUACCCUUUACGCUUGCUUGGUAGGCAAAAGCCCCUUCGAAGCACGCAGCGAAGAGACCGGUGGUAGCCUGAGCAUGUGCGUGUUGGGUGGAGACUGGCGAUUCCCCGAUGAGAAGCCGGGCAAGGGCAAGGGCAAGGGCAAAGCUGGCGAUGACACCCGCAAAGACACCACGGAAUCGAUCAGCGCGCCUGUCAAGGAUGUCGUUCGGAAAUGUUUACAGGUAGAACCGGCAGAUCGACCUGACAUCGACGAAUUGAUCCAAAUCAUGCAGGACGUCAUUAAGAAUUUGCCGGAUGACGAUGAGCUUGCUGGCAGUUCACGCUGAACCCGGCCCCUGUUGGGCAAUCUCUAUUCUAUCGUGUCAUAUGCGUCGCAUUUGACUUCUUAGAUCGUGCGUUGCGUUGUUCGGUUACUUAUCGACCGGAGUGUACAGUAUGAGCAAAUUUUGAACCAGAUGUCCGAUUCCCCUCCGCGCGGGCUUCCGGUGUUCCCGCAAAUCUCAUGGUUGGCUUUACGGGAACGAGAGGUGCUUUUCGUAUAGUUUUUGUAUUUAUCGAAGUUUGAUACCACAAUCGCAUUCGUUGCAGGCUGGCCUUUUGCACAUAAUCCGCAAGGGUACGUUUGUGUUUAUUUUUAUUUUUAUUUUUAUUUCUUAAAUAUAAAUACAACUUCUCGCUGCGGAAGUUAGAUUGUUCUUGAGUCUAAAUCUACUUAUUGAGUAUCAAACUCUGGCUAUAUAGACAAGGCUAUAUCUACCUCUCGUAUAA
This is a messenger RNA of Aspergillus alliaceus, 2070 nucleotides long. Its product is annotated as putative serine/threonine protein kinase ENV7. Gene Ontology annotation, cellular component: Golgi apparatus; cytoplasm. The transcript has 3 exons. The record is from RefSeq and is a predicted model, not a curated record. Lineage: Eukaryota; Fungi; Ascomycota; Eurotiomycetes; Eurotiales; Aspergillaceae. Gene Ontology annotation, biological process: vacuolar protein processing; regulation of vacuole fusion, non-autophagic; protein phosphorylation. Bases 357 to 1628 code for a protein of 423 amino acids. Gene Ontology annotation, molecular function: ATP binding; protein serine/threonine kinase activity.